Pocillopora verrucosa is the source of this 1903-nucleotide messenger RNA. RefSeq names its product failed axon connections homolog. Gene Ontology annotation, cellular component: cytoplasm. The record is from RefSeq and is a predicted model, not a curated record. NCBI's taxonomy places the organism in Eukaryota, Metazoa, Cnidaria, Anthozoa, Scleractinia, Pocilloporidae.
CACGCAACGGAGUGCUUUCAACCAAUUCCCGCCUACAUCUUGCACAUACUGAAAAGAUGCAGGUGUCACAGUACUUCGGUAUCGCUGCAGUCGUCGUCCUCUUCGUUUAUAUCAUCGCCAAGAUAUUUCAAGGAAAAGAAAAGAAGCGAUCUGCAAGGCCUGGAACGGUAGUUCUACACCAGUUUCCUCCUUCCGAGCUCUGUGUUUCGGGUUCUCCGCCGUGUUUGAAGUUGGAAACUUUCCUCCGCAUGACAAAGAUCCCGUACGAAAAUGAAUACAGUUUUAAAUUCUCCAAAAAAGGCAAAAUGCCGUGGAUUGAGUUCAACGGGCGUGACACAGCAGACUCUAAUUUUUGUAUUCGGUUCCUGACGAAAGAGUUCAAAAUUGACAUCGAUUCUCACUUGAAUUCCGAUCAAAAAGCUAUCGCGCACUCUGUUCGAACUAUGUUGGAGGAAAAUACCUACUGGGCCCUUGUGUACUACCGGGUCUUUUCUCCCAGCUUUGCUGAGAAAUUUCGCGAGAUACUGUUUGGUCAUCUCAUCAUGCCGAUCAAGUAUCUUUUAUACUAUAUGUUCCAGCGAAGGUACAAGAAGGAUUUAUGGUCGCACGGAAUGGGUCGACACUCGGAGCAGGAGCUCUAUGGAAUAGCGGAAAGGGAUCUUCUUGCUGUGUCAGAAAUUUUGGGGCAGAAGAAGUUCCUGUUUGGUGAAAAGCCUUGCCUUGCUGACGCUGCAGUAUUCGCUUUUGUCUGUGGAGCAACUUGGGAGUGUCCACAAAGUCCUUUUGCCGAGCUCACGGCCAAGACGAAAGCUCAGAAUCUUCAGAGACAUGCUCAGCGAAUGAAGGAGCUGUAUUUUCCAGACUGGGAUGAUAUCAUUUCAAAGAAACCUAAGUCUGCCUGAAGCUAGAAGUUUCCGUAAUCUCACGACCUUCUUAGUUACGUUUUAUGAUACAUUCCCAUGCCUUCUUCGCUUUGUUUUUCUGUUUUCAAUACCGCACAGAAACAGGACUGAGAGUAAUCUUGAAUACUAACUUUGCUUUUAUUUCACAUUUCUAAGUUCCAAUCCCAUGAUUACCUAAGAGUUUCGAAAGAGUCUUUGUGAGCAGCAGUUUCAAUCAACGCCGGUUUCUGGAGGUUUAAACCCACUUGCAAAUUGUGACGAUAAGUUUUUUUCGAACUUAGUGGUCUUUUGCGGGGAACGCAACAAUAACGGGGAAAAGAGCUCGGUAGAGACCAUUUGGUAGCGAGAACGGAAACUCGUCACGGUUUCCUGACCUGCUUCAAGUGAGCUUGCUACGAACGUCAAGGAUCAGACAGCGUUUGGUUCCACAGUAAUUUUAUUUUAGUUCAUGCGGACAGUUGACAUCACCUUUAGCAAACUCAAUUAUGUAAUCGAAAAAGCUUACUUGCUUAUGUAUCAGUGGGUGCGAGGUUCUAUUAUCACACAAACUACAAUAUUUGAAUACGGUUACAAUAGAGUGGAAAAUGUGUCUUUGUAGUUAAGCGAUUUUAUUAAAAUAUUCCAUCUGUUCGGAAAGAAUUUCAAAAGUAAGAUAGCGGAUAAAAUAGACUCUACGCCAUUUAAAAAGAACAAACUUACGUCAAAACUCACAGCUCUGAAGUUAAAAACACCCAUCCUAGUUGCGGAUGAGCAGCUUAGGAAAUAUAAGUGAGCAGUAAAAAUAAUUUCUGUUUAUUUAUGCGAUGUUGGUGUUAAAUUCGGAAAAUUAAUCCUGCAUGAAAGGAAAGCGAACUUACGUGCACAAACUCAGCUAUCAACUUCCAUAAGAACCAAUUUUCAGAAAGAUCAUUAGCACUUAUAUUUAUAUUUCCGGAAAGAGCAUUAACACUUAUAUUGAAAUGCAAUUUCAACAGUAAUGGUCAUUAAAGCACCGAUAUACA